GUGAAGAGUACGAGAGAAGAUUUAUUAUUAAAUGAUUAAAGCUCUACUAUAUAUAUCUUAACCAAGUGAAGCAAAAGCAAGAGAAACAGAGAAAGAAAACCAAUCACAGAGAAGAAAGGCACAUCACAUGAUGGAUACGAAGAACACACAACCGUAUUUGCCUCAUGAAUUGAUCAUCCUAAUCCUGCUCAGGUUACCGGUGAAGUCUCUUUUGCGUUUCAAAUGCGUUUAUCCUCUUCAAACUCGAUUUAUAGAUUUUGAAGCAUCACUUCACCAAGACACUGCUUCUGUUUCACUCAACCUUAAUUGUAUGCCCUCUGAAUCACAUUCUUAUAUUGAAAUUAAAGGUUCCUGUAGAGGGUUUAUAUUUUUGUACAGUUAUUCAAACAUCUAUCUAUGGAAUCCAUCCACUGGACUUCACAAACAAAUACCUUUAUCUCCAAUUGAUUCCAAAUUAGAUGCCGUAUAUUUUUGUUAUCUAUAUGGUUUUGGGUAUGACCAGUCAAGAGAUGAUUACUUGGUGGUUUUAAUGUCCUAUGAUACAACCUUAGCUAAUGUUUCAUCACAUUUGGAGGUUUUCUCAUUAAGAGAUAAUAAGUGGAAAGAAAUUGAGGGUAUUAACCUCCCUUAUAUGAAUGCCUCUGAUGAUCCUAGAACAGGGUCAUUCUUUAAUGGGGCUAUUCAUUGGUUGGCUUAUGGUGUGGAUUUAUCAGUGAAUCUUAUUGUUGCCUUUGAUUUAAUGGAAAGGAAACUUUUAGAGAUGUCUUUGCCAGAUGAUUUUUACUAUGAACUUUCAUUUUGUGAAUUGUGGGUAUUUGGAGAUUUUCUCAGUCUAUGUGUUAUGGGGGAUGAUACAGUUGAAAUAUGGGUUAUGAAAGAAUACAAAGUGCAUUCGUCUUGGACUAAGACUCUUGUUCUUCCCACUCAGUACUUUUCCCCGUUGUGUCUUACAAAAAGUGGUGAUAUCGUUGGAGCAGAUGGUGGUAAUGGAUUGGUGAAGUAUGAUGACAAAGGACAGUUGCUAGAGCAUCGCUCCUAUUGUAAUGUUCGAGGACAAUCCCAAGCGAUCAUGUAUACAGAGUCUCUACUUUCACCCCCUUGUUUCUUAAGCGAGCCUAAGAAAAUGACACAAACAAGAAGAAAAAGAAGCACAAGAAGAAGAAUGAAGCUGUGAAAUACCAUGUAGUUGAUAUUUAUUAUAUGUAAAAACUAGUUAUACUAGUUAAUUUCACUAGUUAAUUGUUCUUCUCAUUGGCUAUAUAAGCCUUAUAUACUCUUUCAUAUAAUUUUCUCUCAUUAUUAAUAAAAGUUAGUUUUCUCUA
Molecule: messenger RNA, 1322 nt
Organism: Trifolium pratense (red clover)
Lineage: Eukaryota; Viridiplantae; Streptophyta; Magnoliopsida; Fabales; Fabaceae
Product: F-box/kelch-repeat protein At3g06240-like
Exons: 2
Coding region: 128-1174 (348 amino acids)
Molecular function (GO): protein binding
Source: RefSeq, a predicted model, not a curated record